Molecule: messenger RNA, 1957 nt
Organism: Microcebus murinus (gray mouse lemur)
Lineage: Eukaryota; Metazoa; Chordata; Mammalia; Primates; Cheirogaleidae
Gene: ATXN10
Product: ataxin 10
Biological process (GO): neuron projection development
Cellular component (GO): cytosol
Source: RefSeq, a predicted model, not a curated record
CGUCGUCCCCCUCAUCCCGCCUGAGGCGAGCCCGGGCUCUGCCUAGCGCUCUGCGGCCCGGCGGCGGCGAAGCCUCGGGGCAGUGCCGGCGGCGGCGGCGGCGGUCGGGGCAGUGCGGGGCGCGCAGUCCUCCUGCCGUUCCUCGUUUUCCUCCUCUCCCCUCCUCCUCCGCCUCCUGCUCGCCCGGCUCGGCGGCGCUGCGAGCGGCAAGAUGGCGGCGCCCAGGCUGCCUCCCUCCCGGCUCUCGGGUGUCAUGAUGCCGGCGCCCAUCCAGGACCUGGAGGCCCUGCGCGCGCUCACGGCGCUCUUCAAAGAGCAGCGGAAUCGAGAAACAGCACCCAGGACUAUCUUCCAAAGAGUCCUGGAUAUCUUAAAGAAAUCGUCCCUUGCUGUUGAGCUGGCCUGCAGAGAUCCGUCCCAAGUGGAGAAUCUGGCUUCCAGUCUGCAGUUGAUAACAGAGUGCUUCAGGUGUCUCCGCAACGCGUGUAUAGAGUGUUCUGCAAACCAAAAUUCAAUCAGGAACUUGGAUACGAUUGGAGUUGCUGUUGAUUUGAUUCUUCUGUUUCGUGAACUGCGAGUAGAACAGGAAUCCCUGUUGACAGCUUUUCGUUGUGGACUACAGUUUUUAGGCAACAUUGCUUCACGGAAUGAAGAUUCCCAGUCUAUUGUUUGGUUACAUGCCUUCCCAGAACUCUUUCUGUCCUGCUUAAAUCAUCCAGACAAAAAAAUUGUUGCCUACUCUUCAAUGAUUUUGUUUACAUCUCUUAAUCCUGAAAGAAUUAAAGAACUGGAAGAAAACCUCAAUAUUGCAAUUGAUGUCAUAGUUGCUCAUCAAAAGCACCCCGAAUCAGAAUGGCCGUUCUUGAUUAUUACAGACCAUUUUCUGAAAAGCCCGGAGUUGGUAGAAGCCAUGUAUGCCAAGCUGAGCAAUCAAGAAAGGGUUACCUUGUUAGACAUAAUAAUAACCAAGAUAGUGGGUGAUGAGCCUCUGACCAAGGAUGACAUUCCUGUGUUUCUGUGCCACGCCGAGUUGAUGGCGAGCAGCUUUGUGGAUCAGUGCAAGAUUGUGCUCAAGCUGACCUCUGACCAGCAUGCUGAGGAUGAGGAGGUACUGGCUACAAUUAGGCUUCUUGACGUACUGUGUGAAAUGACAGCUAAUACUGAGCUGCUUGGCUAUCUACAGGUUUUUCCUGGCUUGCUGGAAAGAGUGAUUGACGUUUUACGAUUGAUUCAUGUAGCUGGAAAAGAUACCACAAACAUCUUCAGUGCCUCUGCUUGCGUGAGAGCAGAAGGGGACAUCUCAAAUAUGGCCGAGGGGUUCAAGUCUCAUCUCAUUCGCCUGCUUGGAAAUCUGUGUUACAAGAAUAAAGAUAACCAAGACAAGGUAAAUGAGCUGGACGGCAUUCCUUUGAUCUUGGACAGCUGCAACAUCGAUGACAGUAACCCCUUUCUGACCCAGUGGGUGGUGUAUGCCAUCCGGAACCUCACAGAGGACAACAGUGAGAACCAAGAUUUUAUUGCAAAGAUGGAGGACCAGGGCCUGGCAGAUGCGUCCCUACUUAAAAAAAUAGGUUUUGAAGUCGAAAAGAGGGGUGAAAAGCUGAUUCUGAAAUCUACUAGUGGCACACCUCAGCCGUGAAUGAACUCCAUCCCCAUACCUGAAUACUUGGCAUCUGUUUCAUGGAUUUUUCAUCUUCUGCAGUAUGUGAACUUGCAAGUGUUUAAGGAUUUAUAAGUACUCGGGAACAUAAGAAUCUUUUAGAUACUAGAGUUAUGUGUGUAUAAGCUCAAAGUGAAAGCACCUCAGUUUUCUCUUGUUUCUUUGCUUUAAAUGUAACUGUCUAGUUUGCCUUUGUUCCCCCUGGGUAGAAUAUGCAUUUAAGAAAUAGAUUGUACUCACUGUGACAGCAAAUAAUAAAUCCUCCUCUUUGAGGGCACAUCCCUCAUUUGGCAAAGA